Molecule: messenger RNA, 528 nt
Organism: Lentinula edodes (shiitake mushroom)
Lineage: Eukaryota; Fungi; Basidiomycota; Agaricomycetes; Agaricales; Omphalotaceae
Exons: 1
Coding region: 168-443 (91 amino acids)
Source: RefSeq, a predicted model, not a curated record
CUGUCCAACGAGUUCAUGAUGAUUGCUUUAUCAGCCCUCCAAGUGCUCAGUCUCUUUCUGCUGGGGCGAAACCACAUACCGACAGCCGCCUCGAAGGUACGGAAGUCAGCCAGGCUAUCUGCGUGCCGUCCCGUGACGCCGAUGAUUCCGGGGAUGUGGAGGAGGAAAUGCAGGUCCGGGAUGAGCUUGGUCUCGAUCUUCAUGAUGUGGAAGUGAGGCUGGAUUCUGAAGAUGACAUGGAUAAUUCGAGGCCAUUGGAGCAGUCUUCCGAAUCUGUUGUUGAAUUCCCGAAAUCCACAAAGCGUGGCAGUUCUCAAGUCGCAAGAGAAGACGCGAGAGACUUUGGUUUUUCAAGCGCCAAUGGACGUAUCGAACGAUUGGUCGUCGAUCGGGAUGAGAAAGUCAAAAUGGAGCAACUGACACUUGAUUUUCUUCGACGGUAAUUUGAAAUCACUUCUCUGGUGGGUAAUCUUCUUUUACUGAGUAGCCUAUAUUGCAGAUAUAUCAAUUCCUGGGAAUACGAUCGUA